Cyphellophora europaea CBS 101466 is the source of this 1125-nucleotide messenger RNA. RefSeq lists its product as uncharacterized. Lineage: Eukaryota; Fungi; Ascomycota; Eurotiomycetes; Chaetothyriales; Cyphellophoraceae. Bases 1 to 1125 code for a protein of 374 amino acids. The transcript has a single exon. The record is from RefSeq and is a predicted model, not a curated record.
AUGGCAGACCCCUCCAAUCAACAAGCCCACCUCACUGGUCUCGUACAAGCCGCGGCGCAAGUUGCGCAAGACGAUCGCCAACGUGCCAACCGCCUCGACAAUAUCCAGGUCGAUGCUCCGAUGGCAGAGGGAGGCUUCUCUCCCCAGACCUCCCCCGGUUCUCCGGCUCCUGUUCGCACUCCGGGCCAAAAGCCCAAGAAGAAGUCCGCACGUCCAACCAAUGCUGAGAUGAUGAGGGACCUUGAGCUCGCGCCGGAGCACUUCCUAGCCUUGCAGGAUGAGGGUAAGGCCUUCAUGUUCGACCCUACCCAUCCAGAACGUCGCAACAUCAUUGGCGAUAGGCGAGCAGGUGGUGAGUCUGCGGCUGCAAGAGAAAGACUGUGGGGGUGUAUUGAGACCUUCCUGACGGGUGGCGCUGGCGACAAAUACUUCAGCCGUGCAGCUGCUCGCGGUCCUCCAGGAUCGCCAGUACGCACUCGAUUCUGGCCCGAAGACGCCCACAAAAUCAUGCAGCACAUGAGGCCAUUCAUGCGAAGAUUCGUCAACAACGAAAAGCAGCGCCUUUACGUGCACGAGUCUCGCAGUGAGAGAGUUCAGAGGACCGAGCAGCAGGGCCAAAGUCCCGAGCAACAACGUCAGACUGUCGAACAGCUAGGUCAGCUCCCACCAUUCUCAUCGAUCAUUACUGCCCCACCCAUCGACCCUGCUAUCACCUCAACGGGUUACAUACCAAGUCUCACGGCUACCACGGGCGAUACGACUGCAACAGUUGGUCUUGAAGACCUUGGUGAACUCCCGCCGCCGGUCCAGAUCAUGAUCAACAUCAUGCGCCAUGACUCUGCUGGAUUUCUCACACGAGUGAUUCCUCGCUUCACUGUUGAUCCUAAUGCAUGCACUACAUUGGCCGCUUUGCAUGAUUGUAUCAAGAGGAAGUUUGAAGAACCAGAGACCGCCGAAAAGCAACCAGACCUCGCCAACGUGCGCCUGGAAAAGUGCGAGUUCAAGGUCUUGUUGCCCGAAGGACUGGUCCCAGUAAACGGAGAUACCGACUGGAUGGUUGCUUUACUCAGUUGCGAGAACACGGAAUGGAUGGAUAGCCAAGUUAGGGUGCUCGUGAUGGUCUAG